Messenger RNA from Cuscuta epithymum, 2121 nucleotides. NCBI's taxonomy places the organism in Eukaryota, Viridiplantae, Streptophyta, Magnoliopsida, Solanales, Convolvulaceae. The record is from the annotation of a GenBank genome assembly.
GAAAAUUAGGCGUAUAAUGUAGCCAAAACAGGGUUAACGGGCUCUAGAUUUGGGGGCUUGGCGCCUUCUCGUCACGCCCCAGGGUUAGAAGUUAGAACAAUGAUGACUUUAAAAGGAUAACACUCACACUCCGUAACAUCCAUUAAAGCAUAGCUUAAAACUAAACUGUUUGAAAUACUUUCAAAAUUUCCCAACAAAAACAUAGUUUCCGAGGAGAAAGGAGACCUAGUGGGAUUUCUCACGUCGCCGGGCGCCGAACUUCCAAGCCUACGGCUGCUAUUCAUCGAAAGUCGUCGUCUUUCACCCUGGGCAUUUUCUGUCUCCGCUAAAAGUGCGGUGGUUCACCCUACAAGUGGAGAGUAGCAAAGUAGGAGCACACUUUGCUUGUUUGCAUUAACAGAGUCUCACGCAGAAGUUGGAUGUUUUGAGAUAUCAUGGUGGCAGUAAAGCAAGAGCCUGUUGUAGUUUCACUGAAGCUGUUGGUAGAUGACAAGAUCAAACGAGUUGUUGCUGCCGAAGCAAACAAGGACUUUGUGGAUAUUCUUUUUAGCUUUCUUACCCUCCCAAUGGGGACCAUUAUCAGGCUCACCAGCAGCUCUACACAGCUGGCUGAAACACCGGUAAGUAUUGGAUGUAUGAACAAGAUAUACCAAGGUGUUGAAAACCUAGACAGAGAGUAUUGGCAAACUGAACACUGCAAGACCAUGCUAUUGAAUCCAAGAAAUUCCCUUGUGGAGUACUGCAAGAAAUUGAACAUUAAUAUUGACGAUUCUGGAUCCGAAUUCAAAUAUGGCUGUCCUAGGGAGAGCUGCCUAUAUUAUAGCAUGUACCGAAAUGUUAGCUGCGGUUGUGGCAGUGGGAAGACCACAGAAGAAAGGAAGCCCGUUGAAAAAAGGAAGCGCAUUGAAGAGAAUGUCUCAAGUCGAGAGGGUGCCUUUUUGAAGGGAGGAAUAGUGUUCAUAAUCAGUGACGAUUUGCAGGUCAGGCCUGCCUCUCCGGCAGUUCUUGCUCAACUUAUACCCGACAUCGGUUCAAGAGAAGGGAGUAACAUCAGAGAGAUGCGUGUCGAAGUUUCCAGGGAUGAGGUUGUCUGCCUGUUUGCACACUCAUUGGUUUCAGAGACUCCCUUAAGUGAUGUUUUUCUUGCAAAACUUCCUGGAUAUGCAAGAGUGGGAACCCAAAGAAAACCGCCGAAACUGGGGACCAUUCUUUCAUCCUCAACUACUGCCGCGGUUGAUACUGCUGAACGGAAUGGUCCUAGUCUGGAACUUAAAUUGACGUUUGUCAAGUCUACAAAGAAGAUAUUGUAUGCUGAAGCAACAAAUAAGUUCUUUGAUUUCCUCUGCAGCUUUCUGACCAUUCCUGUUGGAUCAAUGAUACAUGUUUUGGAAAGACAGUCGGGGUUAAAAUGUUUGGAUAACUUAUACACAAGUGUGCUGGAGUUGGAGCAGAAAUGGUUUCAUUCGUCAAAUAAGUGUGGCUUACUCAACCCAAACAUUGCAGCACAUCAUAACUGCAAGAAGCAGCCUCUCAGAUCUGUUAAUACCAGUUAUACUUAUACUCGUAGUUAUUAUUAUGAUGAUGAGCCUGAGAUGAUUGACCCUAGGGGCGACAAAAAGAAGUUUGCGGUAAAACCAUCUUUGUUCUUGGUUCCGGAUGAUUUAGAAGUGAAGCCACUCUCUGUUGCCUCCUGUCUCCUCAUAUUAAAUGAAUUAGAAAUUCCUUUCGAUCAGACUGAAGAGCAACAGGUCACUGUAGGUAUGAAAGAGGCGAUGAGCUUACUGAAGGCUGCUCUUACGUCACCCUCAUCUGCUCUUACAAAGGGCUUAGGCCCCUUCUUGCAGAAGCAGAAACCGUAGCACCGCCAUCUACCCAUGUCCCAUUGAAAGUCUUGGCGAGAGCUUCAAGUUUUGUAAUGAAAUCCUAGGAAGCUCAGCUAUAUUUAUUUAUCAAUUAUCUCCAUUAUCUCAAGAAUGUUAUUCAAGUGGUUUUUGCUCUCCGUAUCCUAGUACUUUAAACCCAACUUUUUUGGGUAUCCUAUAACACUCUGUUUAAAAGUUCAAUUGGAUCUUCAUUUCUGUCUUCCCUUUACUCUUAGAUACAAUCAAAUACCCAACUUUG